UUGUUAGAUGUUUGCGUCUCUUUGUUGUGGGCGUGUCAUUACCUCCCGGACUGCGGUAACAAACACGCCUCGCGUUCCCGGCAUGCAUUGUGGAAGAGAGGCAGCAGAGGAGGGUGCGGAUGGGAGGCUGAGGAGGAGCGCAGAAGGAAAAGGAGCAUCAUUAGCCGCUGAGGAAGAGGAAGAGGAAGAGGGCUCAUCAUCCACGACUCACCAGCUCAUCGUUUUCUCCCGCUCAGGUCUCGAAUCGUUCUUCCGUCCCGUGUCGUUAUCGAUCCAUAAGUCCAUCAGCAUGAACUACCUUCGGCGGCGCCUGUCAGACAGCAGCUUUGUGGCCAACCUUCCCAACGGCUACAUGAUGGAUCUGCAGAGGCCGACCCCGACCCCUCCAGGCUCGUCCACAUCCUCCCCUGCCUCCCCUGCUGCAGAGAGGCGGCAGCCACCAAGCAUCUCCACCCAAAGCUCUGCAUCUGCCUCAGCGCCAGGCUCUGGGAACUUCCUCAGCUCCUUCUCCAGUGUUGUGAAGAGCGCACAGAUGGCCCAGAAUGUGGCUGCAGCUGCUCACGCUAAAUCAGCUGCAACUACAGCAGCUGAAGGCGCAGCAACAGGGAGCAGCCAGGCAGGCAAAGUGGCGGUACGGAAGCCCAAGAUCCUGCUGGUGAUUGAUGAUCAGCACACAGACUGGGCAAAGUACUUCAGGGGGAAGAAGCUGAAUGGAGAGUAUGAAAUCAGAGUGGAGCAGGCGGAGUUCUCAGAGAUUAACCUGGCUUCCUAUGUCAACGCUGGCUGCAUGGUGGACAUGCAGGUCAACAAAGGCGGCACCAAGGUGGUCAGAUCCUUCAAGCCAGACUUCAUUUUGAUUCGCCAGCAUGCCUACAGCAUGAUUCCUGGUGAGGACUUCAGGAACCUCAUCAUCGGCCUGCAUUUUGGCGGCAUCCCAAGUAUCAACUCUCUCUUCUCCAUCUACAAUUUCUGCAGCAAGCCUUGGGUGUUUUCUCAGAUGAUCCGGCUCUACCACGCCCUCGGUCCUGAAAAAUUCCCUCUGAAUGAGCAAACCUUCUAUCCCAACCACACACAGAUGAUGAGCACGCCGCCGUUGCCUGUGGUGAUCAAAAUGGGACACGCUCACUCUGGAAUAGGAAAGAUCAAAGUGGAGACCCAGCAGGACUUCCAGGACAUCACCAGCGUGGUGGCUCUGGCUGGGACCUACGCCACCGCCGAGCCCUACAUCCUUUCAAAAUACGACAUCCGCAUUCAGAAGAUUGGAAACAACUACAAGGCCUACAUGAGAACGUCCAUUUCUGGCAACUGGAAGGCCAACACGGGGUCUGCUAUGUUGGAGCAGAUCGCCAUGACAGACAGAUACCGCAUGUGGGUGGACUCCUGCGCCGAGAUGUUUGGCGGCCUUGAUAUCUGCGCCGUGAAGGCCGUCCAUGGAAAAGAUGGAAACGACUACAUCAUUGAGGUGAUGGACAGCUCCAUGCCUCUGAUUGGGGAACACGUGGAGGAGGACAAACAGCUGAUCACGGAGCUGGUGAUCAACAAGAUGGCCCAAGUGCUCCUGGGAGUUUCUACGCCGCUGCCUUCAUCAGUGAAGACAACCCAACCCAGAAGAGGAGGUCACCGCUCUGGUUCUGCGUCUCCAUCGCAGUCAGCUCAGGGCUCACCUCAGAGGGCUCGCUCAGCCACCACUUCUCCCAGCCAGGCCUUCCAGCCUGGACCCAUCCCUGCCUCCUCUGGUCCAGGAGGUCAGAAACCGUCCCCCCAGCUAAACAAGUCCCAGUCGCUGACCAACACCUUCACGGAGACGUUACGAGGGAAUCUGACCGACGACGAAGCCAAAGCUGAGACCAUCCGCAGCCUGCGGCAGUCCUUUGCCAGCCUCUUUUCCGAUUAGAAGUGUCCCGCGGCCGCCGCCUGCUGCUCCUGUGGCUCAUCAGGUCAUGAAAAAGGAAACAAGAGACUUCAUCUCUUCUUGAGUCUCUCAUCCUCAGCUCACAUUUUCUUCCUUCAGCAGCGUUUGUGACGUUUUCCCCAGAUCAUUGGUUAAUCUAUCACUAGAAAGGCCUGUGCAGAAAAAAACAGUACAGAGCAGAGCCUGGUAUUGUGUUGUGUUACACUUUGAGUUUUUGCAUAAAAAGUAACACUAGUAAACAAAUGAUCAUUUAGCAAAUCUUAAUUUAUUGAUGAUAAUUCCUCCUAAUGUUACUCAAUGUGACUUGCUGCCUUUUCAGUAGAGCAACACCACCACCUAGUGGAGCCUUCUGGAACAUGCAGCUGCCUUUAGGCUGUACAUUUUGAAAAUAGUUUAAACUAAGAGACGAGAUCAUCCUGCAUAGCUUUGGGCCUCAACAUUAUGAUCUCUUUCCUGCAAACAGGUGUUUCUUAUCAAGGAAACAAGCUGGAAUGCUCCUAAACUCAGUUAAUUAAGGAUGUAUAAGACACAAAUGUUAAUGGUUGGUGGGGAGUCAAAUUCCCAUCAAAUCAAAAAUUGUAUUUUCUGCGCUAUAGGGGGCAUCAGAGUCAAAGACAAUUCUGUCAGUCAAUGAGACUUUAUCGACUAUGACCGAGUUUUAGGGCCAGUUUACGAUCAAAGAAUGUUAUUUUAUUAAUUAUGACUUUAAAGUCAGACAUUUACGAGAGAAAAAAGUCUGAAAAAACCCCAACGUUGUCUGUUUAUUGGAACCUAGCUUGAAGAGGAAAGAAGUGGAACGUUUGUGAAGCUUAAUUUCUGGAUAGAAACAAAGAAUUCUGAACCUUUUGACGACUCACAACCAAAUUCUUGUCAGUGUAGCCGUCUUUCCGGGGUUCCGAGUCCAUUCCAUUUGUCUCAUUACGUCAUGAACCUGUCAUGCACAGAACACCAAAGCUGUAGGUAAACAGUUCCAUACGCCCAGAUGAAACGUCCCGUUUCAACGUAAAACAACAAAGAUGAAUGUAAAUAGUCUCUUCUAUUAGCAUUAGAACGUUGAAAAUGAAAAACAGUGCUCGUCCUCAGACAGAACCGUCACACAGACGUAGAGAUCUGGUCUUUGGAGGAAGAAAGGAUUGACCCAAGUCGUCUGCGGGGACACCGACGUCUUCAUCAACGGUGCUCUGCUGCUGCCCGGCGUUCACUUCCUGCUUGGUUUGCUCACUUCUACUUUAAUCAAACAAAUUUAAGACUUUGAAUCUCGUAAUAUUACAUUUUUUAGCGUGACCAUAAUACUCCCUAAUUAUUAACUGCGAUCACAGUAAUUCUAGAACUUAUUUAUGAGAUGCUACAUGUUAGCCAUGCUAACAGUAGCCAUGUUAGCAUUAUCAGAAUGUUUGUUACUCCCAACGUUGUUUGCAAACGCAUAUAACAACAGACUAUUAACGCUAAAACCAACUUUACUCUGACUACGCUAACUUCUAACUUUGUCAGCAACACCUAAAAAAAACACAGUCAGAAACCGCUACAUGUUAGCAACAUUAGCCUAUUUACAAUACCUGUAACUCCCAACCUUCAUGGCAACACAAAUAAAACAGACUGAUGCAGCUAAAACAAACUCUACAGUCUCUUACCAUCUCUCAAAAUUGCUUUGACAUUAGUAAACACAUCCAGAAUCUAAAUGAUAAGACACACUGUCAUUUUUUAAAAUAAUUUGAGGCUUCUAGGUGCAUCUUAUAGUGCAGAGAAUACGACUUAGGCUGAAUUUUUCUCCUUUUAAAUGCAAACAUAGAAAGUCUGCAGAGUCAAGUCCUUUUAAAUAUAUAUAUAUAUAUUCUGAUCCUAAUCGCAAAAACUCAAAGUGACACACCCAUUGGUUCUGAUACAAUGUCAAACUUUGGGAUCUUGCAGAAGAAUCCUCAGAUCUGCUCUGGACCUUUCUAGUGCUAAAUUAGAACAAGGAUUUUCCCUUUGUAGCUUACAAAAACGGUGUAAAGUCUUUGUGUGCAUUUGUUUGCAUCCGUGUGGACUCAACUUCUAGAUUGUUUGCGGAUUUCUACUGCAAUAUUUUUCCAUACCGUGUGGUUCCACCUAACUAAAGGGAGAUGUACCGAAUCCUCACCAGCAAGCUUUCCAGAAUCUUAGCCAGCAUUUCUCUGACGUUGGCGUGCUGCCGACACAUAUCGCUUUAGGACAACGCUUGGCCUAAUGUUACCAAAGUGCUGUUAUUAGAACAUAAGAAGCCCUCUGCACUAAAAACUCUCACUAAAUGGAUAAAACCACAUCCGAGCUUCUGAUUUCCAUAAGGUGCAAAUGCUGUAACAGCUAACAGACACUGUCUUCCAUCACAGCUGAGACGCUUUACUUCAAUCAAAGUUUAGUUACUGUCCAGACUGAGGUAAAACUGAGGCAACAUUGUAAACUUUUUAAACUAAUCCAACUAAAACUAAAAAUGAAUUUGAUUUUCUUUCUACAAAUGAAAGCAGACGAACAGAAAUUGUCCAGCUAACUUUAGUUGUUUGUUAGGCUGCGUGUUCAGAAUGAAGUGGCAGCACCCAAUGUUGUUGUUUAAACAUUUUGGAAAGUGCGAGAAGGUAAAGAUAGAACACUUUGAUUUAAGCUGUCCUUUUGUUUUCUGAAUUACUGUCUGGAAGCUAAAAAAACCCAAAAACGACUCAUUUAAAAACCCAAAUACAAAAAAAGAACAAAUGUGAUCAAAUAACUAGAAACCAUCUAAAUGUUUAUUCCGUUUUUAAAAAGGGAACUUUUGAUUAACCCAGGAAGAGCUUCUUUUUGUUCUAUUUUUUUUGUUCCACUUCCACUUGUACAUUCUUCAAAUCAAUUUUAAAAUAAGACAAUUUGCUGUAAAUACAGAAGAAAAAAGUAGGCUCUGCUAGUAGUGUUAGCAUUCCACUAACUGUGUUAGCAUCCUGUUAGUGUUGUUAGCAUCCUGCUAAUAGUGUUAGCAUUCCACUAACUGUGUUAGCAUCCCCCUAACGGUGCUUGCAUCCCGCUAAUAGUGUUAGCAACCUGCUAAUGGUGUUAAAAACCUGCUAAUGGUGUUAGCAUCUUGUUAACAGUGUUAGCAUCCUGCUAGUAGUUUUUUUAUGCAUUUGUGUCCACCACAGCACUGCUUGUGCUUCAGGUCAAGGUUAGAUUUUGGACGUGAUUCCAUAAAUAUUGUUGGUUUUUCAACUGACAUAUUAAUAACAGUGUAAAGAAAAACCGGGAGACAUGAGUAGCUGCAGGACGCUCACGCAGUUUGGAUGCUAAUUCAAGCCAAACGGUAAAUUGAAAUGAAAGAUGUGGAGCAUUUUGUGAUUUUUAAUAGAUACUUUUGUUUGUCACCAAAGAAGAAUUUUUAAAUAUUUCCCAGAACAUCUGUGAGAUUUCUCUGUUUUCUUUGCAGACUUUUCCGUCAAACUGAGACGUUUAAAACAUUUUCUCGUAAUAAUUUGUGGGUUUUAUUUAUUUGUUUAGGGUUUUUUGCCAAAUUUGAAGUAAAAGCUAAAGCAACACUGGGGAUGAAUUCAGAUUCAUUUCUGUUGCUUUUGCCUUCAUUCUUAGAUAAUCCUCCAUAAUCCACAGCACUGCAGUGUGAGAAGCCAUAACCAAUCAAUAAACAAAAAUGCUGUGACAUCAUGGAGGAUUUGACUCUGAUCACUGUGUUGGUGACCCGCCCCGCCCUCCGCACUCUCUAUGGGGGAGGGCCCACUGAUGUCACCUUCCUGGACAAGGUAAAAAUAUACUUUAUGUACUUGAUACACAUCAUUUAUUUUCUGAAAAUAAUUCUGCGUGAUCAAUCUCACUUCAGCUCCAUUUUAUUUGUAACUAUCGUUUUAACUUGAUCUAUGAUUGCGUAAAACACUUUUUGACUUUGAACUUACACUGACAACAGUCGAACAUAAUUUUGGUCGUUUUUGAGGAUCUGAACGUUUACAUUUUUAUCUGGUCUAGGUGGAUGGGUGAGGGUUUUGAGGUUGAAAACAGUAACUUUCAUUUUUAAGAAGCCACUCAAAUACAAAGAUAGCUGAAACUCCAAUUGAUGUCAUAUUCGGAGACACCAAACGCUUACAGCAGGAUUAGAUUUAGUCUUUUUAAUAGAACUGGAUUGUUUUUUUGGUUUACUAACGGUAACAUCUACUAUUAUCACACACCAAUGUGUGACGGCCUUGAAAUGAGGCCAAACCAUUUUUAAAGCUUAUUUGACCCCAAAAGCGUUUUGUUCUGUGGAGGAAAGACGUGGUAUUAUCUAUUAUGUUGUAGAACUAGAGUCAAACAGUUUUUGUUGAAUCAGAAAGGCUCGUGUGGAUUUAAAUCCUAGUUUCGUGAGGACUUUUCAUUGGCUCAUUAAAAAAAAUAAACCGGUAAAAGUCAUAGUUAUGUGGAUAUAAAAAAACUUCAUCAGAGUCAAGCAUGAGGAUGUUUCUGCUGUCAUCUAAAAAAUGUCACUGUCCAUAGAAUAUCCUAUGCAGCUAACGCUGUAUGUCAUGAUAUAAAAAAAAACGUUUCUUCUUUUUGUUGGUUUGAAACCUAAAAUGAUGGAGGAAGCCUUUGAAUCAAACACUGGCAGGUUUGGUUGGGUUCAUUGGUUUGGAUCUAUGGCGAAGUGAGAAGAUACCGGCCUUUAUAUAUUUAUGUAUUUAUUUAUUUAUUUGAAUAUUUAACAAAUAGGACCAACCAGUUUUGGUUGCGGUUUUUUCCUCGUCUCGGUCAGGCAAUAUCGCCCCCGAGUGGCCGGCGCCUGGAGCGGACUUUUGGUCUCACGUUCGUGGUUUUGUUCUUGGUCGUUUGGAGAAAAGGCAAUACUUUGUUGUGAACUGGGUUGCGUGGUCUGGAUCCAGUCUCGGUGCGUUAAAGCCAUACUUCGCCUCACAAUCAAACAAAUAUGCAGCAACAGAGACUUUCCAUAAAAAAAGCCACGCCCACUUUGUCUGUUCAUGAGAGGAUUGCUGUCACUGCACGGGGGCUUAUUGAUUUUGUUCAGUCCACUCUGUCCCUUCUUCCAUGCUGAAUGGUGGGCUGUGCCGUGUGGUUCUUUCCGUGUAUUAACGUUGUGUAUAUCUGUGUAAAUGUGGCAUGAGAACCAACUCUUUUGUGCCUCAGGUGUGUACAUUUGGUGGUCAUGUGAUCCUAAUGUCUGGCUUCUAAUUUGUGAGAUGCAUCUCUUGUGUUUCUGCGGUAUUACCAGUACCAAUAUUACUCCUGUACUUUUGUCUGAAAACGAUCGUUCUGUUAAUAAAGCUUACAACUUUUACUACA
Messenger RNA from Oryzias latipes (Japanese medaka), 7171 nucleotides. RefSeq names its product synapsin III (gene syn3). Gene Ontology annotation, molecular function: ATP binding. NCBI's taxonomy places the organism in Eukaryota, Metazoa, Chordata, Actinopteri, Beloniformes, Adrianichthyidae. Gene Ontology annotation, biological process: neurotransmitter secretion. The record is from RefSeq and is a predicted model, not a curated record. Gene Ontology annotation, cellular component: synaptic vesicle; synaptic vesicle membrane.